AAGAAGCAAAAGACAAUAAGGAAAACAGUCCAUAGUUACUGUGUAGGCUUUGGAUUUCGACCUCCAUAUCAAGUCUUGCUGGACGGCGAGUUUUGUCGUGCAGCAUUGGAAAAACAAGUGUAUGUGAAGGAUGCGAUUCCUGAUCUAUUAGGUGGAUUGACACGUAUAGUUGUGACCGAAUGCAUCCUACAGGACAUCAAAUCAAAAGGACACGACUAUACCAGCGCUCUCGUCUUGGCCAAAAAGUUUGAAACUCGUAAAUGUCCACAUCAAAAAGAAAAGAAGCUCGUGUCAGCUUCAGAAUGUAUCAAGGAUCUCGUUUCUACCAACAAUCCAGAACACUUCUUUUUAGCUAUCGGAGAUAAUCAAUUGAAAAAUGCAAUGCGAAAAAUACCCGGAGUGCCUAUUGUGAUUGUAAAUACGAGAAAGAAGGGUGUUGGCCUCGAAGAGAUGACGGCAAGAUCUAAGCAGGCCCUGAAGGAACGCGAGGAAGAAAAGAUG
Messenger RNA from Rhizopus microsporus ATCC 52813, 501 nucleotides. Its product is annotated as Fcf1-domain-containing protein. The transcript has 2 exons. Gene Ontology annotation, cellular component: nucleolus; small-subunit processome. The record is from RefSeq and is a predicted model, not a curated record. Gene Ontology annotation, molecular function: small ribosomal subunit rRNA binding. The annotation marks the transcript as partial. Lineage: Eukaryota; Fungi; Mucoromycota; Mucoromycetes; Mucorales; Rhizopodaceae.